Molecule: messenger RNA, 3019 nt
Organism: Actinia tenebrosa (Australian red waratah sea anemone)
Lineage: Eukaryota; Metazoa; Cnidaria; Anthozoa; Actiniaria; Actiniidae
Product: vang-like protein 2-B
Biological process (GO): multicellular organism development
Cellular component (GO): membrane
Source: RefSeq, a predicted model, not a curated record
CGCGAAUAUGAAUACAUUUGAUCUCCAAACAUUAUACUUCGGUGGUUUGUGAACGCUGUCUUCAAACUUAGCAGAAAAGAUCGAGUCUAGAGGGUUUAUUCUUCGCCAUUAAUGCUUAAUGAACUUCGGUCUUUGACCGAUAAAGGAGUGUAGCUUUUUUUUUGAGCAUUUUAUUUGAUUUUGAAGAGAAAAUGCCGAGAGAUCACUACCGAAAGGCUCCUGAUAGAGACCAUUACUCUCAGAACCAUAAGACGGAUCGCCGUGAGCAUGAAACAAAUGGCAGUCAAGAGCUCGACGAAGGAGUUAUUGAAGUCCAAGUUAUCCCACAAGAUGAUAACUGGGGUGAAACAGCGACGACCAUAACUGAAACCGCUACUUCUAUAGUGACACUUAGCGAGGAAGACAUUAGUGAACUUGGCAAGGAAAAGAAGCGUUUUUCGUUUGCUUCGUGUCUAAACAUCAAACUCAUCCCCGCUGGAAUCUUAAGUCUACUGCUCAUUAUCUCACCGAUUCUUUUCAUCGUUUUACCCGCGGUCUUAUGGAAGCCUCUGAUGUGUGGAAUCGAAUGCGAUGGUAUGUUUUUGAGCCUAGCUGUGAAAGAAAUCGUUCUAAUCGUAGGAAUAUGGGCUUUGUAUUUCCGAAAGACGCGGGUGAGAAUGCCGAGGGUCAACGUCUUGCGAGUUGGGAUCAUGACGCUCGUGUUUUUAGUUCUUGUGUGCUACUGGCUAUUCUACGCUUUGAGAGUCAUUGCCAACAAAAACGACUUGAACCUCGCGAAUAUUAUUCACUUUUCAUCGACUUUAUUAGACACUUUAUUAUUCCUACAUUAUCUGUCUGUGGUUGUUUUAUGGCUUCGACAUUCAGAACCUGUGUAUAACCUCAAAGUCAUCCGAAGUACGGAUGGUGUGAGUCAGUUUUAUAAGGUGGGAACGAUGUCUAUACAAAGGACUGCCAUAUUUGUGCUCGAACAAUACUACAAAGAUUUCCCCGAGUAUAAUCCUUAUAUGAUGUCAGUUCCUGCUCGUGCGGCCACCAAACAGUUCUCGACUCUAAAGUUCUACGAUAUCGAUGGCAAACUCACCGACAACAGUAAAAUUAAUCCGCGAACUCGAGCGAUCAUUACUUCGAGUUCCCAAGGCCGAAGGAAUCCCGGACGAAACGACCGAUUUUACGAAGAAGCUGAGUUUGAGAGGAAGGUGAAAAGACGCAAAGCAAGGCUAAUGGCAGCGUGUGAUGAAGCGUUUGGUCAUGUUAGACGUGUUCAGUUGGACAGAGGACCCACUGUUCCUAUGGAUCCGGAGGAAACCGCUCAGUCUUUGUUCCCUUCAUUCGCGCGUCCUUUACAGAAAUACCUUCGUACCGUGAAGCAACAUCAUCGGCAUAACAUGGAUGCCAUUUUAAAACAUUUAUCUCAUUGUCUGGCGUUUGAUAUGUCGCCUAAAGCCUUUCUGGAGCGGUAUUUGAGCGAACAACCAUGUAUUGAGUAUAUUAGCUCACGAGAUACUCAAGAAUGGAGUUUAGUUUGCGAGGAACAAGUCACAUCGGGACUGUCCAACUCAACCGUCUUUCAACUAAAGAAUGAGCAACUUUCUCUCGUCGUGACGGUCAACGACAUCCCGUACUUUGAUCUCUCGGAAGAGGAAUUCGAUUUUGAGAAUAACAAAUUCGUCCUGAAGUUGAAUUCAGAGACCUCUGUCUGAAAGGAUUGGAGGAAGAUAGAGGAACGUUUGUUGACAUUGCGUGUAAAUAUUGCUCGCAUUUUUAAAACUUGAUACCCAAAUAUGAACUGAUAACAAAAAUUGCGUCCCAUGAAAUCUACACGUGUUGUUCGUUUCAUGAAAUCAACGCAGAAUUUAGUUGGUUUCUAUUUGACACUGGAAUGGUUUUUCUGGCGCGUUUGCACUGAACUGGCUUCUUCGAAAGCAUCGAACAGGCUUUCUUUAGCUAGUAAUGGUUUUUCUGAUGUAGAAUUCUUCGAGAAUUCAUAAGCUUUAUCUACCUUAGAUUCUAUUCAAAAAACCAACGGAACAAGGUUUUUUUGGUAAUAUUUUAGGAAGAUGUUUUUACAUGACUUAGAAGAAUAGAAUCUGCGCGAAAUAUAAACUUCAAAGUGUGAGGACAAUAGUUUUUCAAAACCAUCUCCGUUGUUGAAGUACAUAUAUUAUUAUUAUAACUUACCACGUUGUACAAAUCUUUCCAUAAUAAUCUGUAAAGUACAGUCUAGCUUAGAGUUUUUCAUUUCAAUUCAUGUCUGGAAUUAAUAAAUAUUUUUAGACGGUUUUUUGAAGUGUGCACUUAACUUUCUCUCCGGAUAUUAAUAUUAUUCGUAAUGAUUUUCUUUGUUUUUGAGAGCUUUUUUAAGUGUUACAACUUCGUAGCUCACCACUCGUCCAAUAUCUGUAAUAUGUUUACAAGUUGGGAACGCGUUUAUUGCUAGGGUCAUGGCCAGUGAUUUGUAAUACUAAGGUAAUCAUUGUUUUGUAAAUUCACCAUUGAUCAUGAUUUGGGAUAAAGUUUUCGUAAUCUUAGGACAAAAAUGGGAAGAUUUCAAGACUUUAUGAUAUUCUUCAAACAGAUAACAGAUAAAUAAUACUAUAUGUAUUUUAACAGGCAAUCAAGGGUGUGAAAAAGGUGUUUCAAACAAUACUCCGUUAUUGUUUCAACUGCUUAUUAAUGUCUAGUAUUCCAUCGCACAAAAUCCUUCGCUAUCACUGCAAGACAAACACGCCAAAUCGCUCAUGAAAAAGCUUUUUCUCUAAAUUUGAAUUUCGAAAUUCAAAUAUUAUUGCAAAUAACGCCUUCAAUUGAAAUCUAGUAUGGAAGACAAAAGACUAAAACAGCGGGACUUCGACAGGAAUAUCAAAACAUCCCAUUUAUAUUUGAAGAUAAUAGAAUUAGCAAUGCCUAGCGGCAGUUCAUGUUCAAUAGAAAGUAAUGCAUUAGCAAAUUGAUAGCGUGCUUCUUGGAGUCGAUGAUAAGUGAAAAUCUUUGAUCCGAGUAAAAGGCUGUCUCGAAAUUU